AUGGACAACAUGUACGAGGCUGAUAUGUACAAGCAGUGGAAUGAUAGUCUGCUGGGCGUACAGUUCUGGGAAGAUGCUACGAGAUACGCUGAGCAACUUGCCAAACGUGAGACCCAAGCCCUAGUCACGGGACCAACUGAUCAAUUGCCUCAGAGCACUGUUCAGUCACCUUCCAAGAAUGCCGUUCAUACUGCAGUCACAAACUCUCCUGAGAAGAGUCCAACCAAGAGUGAAGCAAGACAGAGUCCAAAGAAAAGUCGCUUCCAACUCUCUCAGCUUGCUUCUUUCAAUAGUCUCCGACUUCGAGGUAUCAUUCAUCCUUCCCCCGCCGGGACUGAUGCCGCAAAUUCACCCGACAAGAGUCAGAAAGGUUCAAAGAAAGGUAGCUUGCAUCUUCCAAAGCUGCCUUCCUUUAAAACUCUCAGUCUCAAGCGCCGAGGCCCGAUCCUAGCAUCGACUUCGGGACUUAUUCAAGUUGAGAAGCAUACCCGUCCAUCCGUCCUAUCUCCUUCCACUUUCCUUCCCCCAGAACCCCCUGAGUCUCCUAUUCCUCCCAUGCCCAAAACACCCCGUCCCGCCUUUCGUACCCUCUACAGAGGACCUUCUGCUACCAAUAUGGACAUUGUACCCCCCAGCGCCCCCAGCGCCCCCGGUUCUCCCAAGGGCUCUCAGCCUUUUGCUACAAUGGCUCCUGGUUUUCUUAGCAAAGCCAGCUUCCAAGAGUGGCUUGAUCGAGAGAGUGAUACUCAUGCCGAAACUGAGACCCCUCCCCACUCAGUAAGUCACAGUUCUCGCAUCAACUUGAUGGCCUGCCUCAAUAGAGGCGGCUCUUGGGAUGACAUCCCCCGAUCUAAGUCGGUCCUGGAACUAAAUAUGUUUUUCGAUGCUAUCAAGACCCACCCCGAGAGAGUCAAGGCCCGCCCCGAGAGAGAUAUCGAUCUCCACGACGACCCAACUAUUGAUGAAGGUACCAUGACUGAGGAAGUCACUAUGGUCCUCCAGACUCUUACUACCGAUCCUGACUUUAUCUCUGCUACCAGAAAUACCAUCACGAUGGACUUCGACAUCGAGGGUUCCUCUAGUGACCAGUUUGUUGGCAAGACCACUGGUGAGACUGAUGUUAGCUGUGAGUAUGCUACCAAUGAGCUGAUCACCAAUGACCACCCGACGACUAACGAGGCCACCGCCGGGACUGAUAUCACCAAGUCCGAUGCUACCAUUGAGGCCAAUGCUCCUGCCCUGAAGGAGUCAGCUGCCGAGCAAGCCACUGCCAAUGACAAGUACGUGAAAGGUAAGGCUGCCGUGCGUGACUGGGACAUUCAUAGUCCCAGUAUGAUUAGAAAGGAAGAUCUUCCCAUCUUCGAUGCCCCUCGAUACCCAGAUCACGAGGUGAUCAUGGAAGUGACCGCUCCCAAGGCGGCAAAGCUGAUCGACAAGGCCAUGGAGGCCUUCUAUGAGUCCGCCACAGAUGACCAGGCAACCGACCACUCCACCAAGAAGCCAGAGGAUGGGGUCAUCAUCACCAUCCUCUCGGUGGAGCAGAUGCGACCCUUGGCUGAGUUCCGUGGCCUGCGUGAGCUCAAGUUGACUGGUAUGAUGAAGUCAUACCAACCCAUCAUCUGGAAGACUGUGUGGAUGAACCCCCAGCUGACCACCCUGGAGCUGGAGAUGGCAGUUGGCUUGGAGAUUAACCAUCCACUUGGGCCAAGUGGAUGGAAGCUCAUCAAGAAAGGAUGGGUAAUGAGCGUCAAGUCCUGUGCCUCGCCCGUGUACUAUGGGCAGGAAGGCAGCGGAAAGAUCCGGGACCGGAUCGGGUACGGCGAGUACCUCGACAAGCGCUGCAUUGAGGCAGCAAAGGUGCUUGCCCUGAGCACUGGUUUCCCGGUCCCCCCCUACCUCCCGGUCAAGCGUCUCACCUUGACCGGCUUCGCUGUGGACGGAGACGCCUUCGGGAUGUGGUUCCGGAACCUCGAAGAGGUUCACUUUAAGAAGAACUGCAUCGACUGCGGUUUCUGGCUGCCUCGCUCCCAGCGAGACGUUCGAGUUCGCCACUCGAACGAGUACGGAGUGGCCCGGGGUGCGGACGGGCCUUCCGAGGCCGGCUCCGUGGUGGAGCUCGGCGAGGAGGCACUGGCUGAGCUCACCGCAGCGGUGAGAGGCCUGGGGGCCUCGAGGAUGUGA
Messenger RNA from Penicillium griseofulvum, 2181 nucleotides. RefSeq lists its product as uncharacterized. The transcript is spliced from 3 exons. The record is from RefSeq and is a predicted model, not a curated record. NCBI's taxonomy places the organism in Eukaryota, Fungi, Ascomycota, Eurotiomycetes, Eurotiales, Aspergillaceae. The coding region runs from base 1 to 2181 and encodes 726 amino acids.